Molecule: messenger RNA, 3636 nt
Organism: Rasamsonia emersonii CBS 393.64
Lineage: Eukaryota; Fungi; Ascomycota; Eurotiomycetes; Eurotiales; Trichocomaceae
Product: Rho GTPase activator (Lrg11)
Exons: 6
Coding region: 1-3636 (1211 amino acids)
Biological process (GO): signal transduction; actin cytoskeleton organization
Cellular component (GO): cytoplasm
Source: RefSeq, a predicted model, not a curated record
AUGCCUCCGGACCGUGCUUUACCCGACAUCCUCAUGCCUGGGAACGGAGGUGCAAACAGCCCUCGGAACUGGGCGAACCAGGCAGGCUCUCAGUCACAAUCUCCCAUCUCCCCCUUGGAUGAAAGUGUCCCUCUCGACUCGCCGCUGUCGAGAACUGGAAAUGCGCCGUGGAAUGGAGGAGCACAGUCUUCUCGUGACGAUGUCCAGCAACAAGACGAUCCGAAAAGACAAGAUACCGGCAAUGAUCCCCAGGACCAUGAUCAGGCGGAUCAGCGCGAUCGAUCGAACCCACGAGAGAGACCUCGACCACCUGCACGGUCCAAUACCAAGUCUCCGGGGAGCACGACUCGCAUUUGCAAGAAGUGUGGCGAGACUCUCACCGGCCAGUUUGUUCGAGCUCUGGGAGGUACCUAUCAUCUGGAGUGUUUCAAGUGCAAUGACUGCGGCGAGAUCGUGGCAUCCAAAUUCUUCCCUGUCGACGCCGAAGACGGAAGUGGACAGUACCCCUUGUGCGAGACUGAUUAUUUCAGACGCUUGAAUCUCCUUUGUCACGCAUGCGGCGGCGCCCUGCGUGGCUCUUACAUCACCGCUUUGGAUCGCAAGUACCACAUCGAACAUUUCACCUGCUCCGUCUGUCCGACCGUCUUUGGUGCCCAAGACUCUUAUUAUGAGCACGAAGGGAAUGUCUAUUGUCACUAUCACUACUCGACUCAGUUCGCCCAGAGAUGCAAUGGCUGUCAUACCGCCAUCCUCAAGCAGUUCGUCGAGAUCUUCCGCAACGGUCACAACCAGCAUUGGCACCCCGAAUGCUAUAUGAUUCAUAAGUUCUGGAAUGUCCGACUCGCGCCAGCAGGCCAGCCGCUUGAGAGGCCGGAGGUUGGUAUCGAUGCGACUGACGAAGAGCGCGAACGCGUCCGGCAGGAGGAAGAUAUGAUGGAAGAGAAGGUCUACAAGAUCUGGAGUAUUCUCUCCUCAUUCGAAGAGUCAUCGGCCGCGUGCAUUUCGGACAUGCUUCUGCAUGUGAGCAAUGGUGCCUAUGUGGACGGCGUACAGGUUGCAAAAAAGUUCAUUUCACACGUCGAAAUCCUCUUUACGGCUAUUGACAUGUUGUCCACUAUGUUUAAAGAGCAAGGGAUCAAGGAUCUGUCUUAUGGACGCGAAGCCAAGCUUCUAUGCAAGAAAAUCGUGGCCUUCUUCUCUUUGCUUUCGAAAACUCAGGAGACCGGUGUCAGGAAGUUGGGCGUCACUCAGGAGUUGCUCUCGUUGGUAACUGGGCUCGCCCACUAUCUCAAGUUGCUGAUCCGGAUCGGCCUUCAGGGUGCGCUGAAGCUGGAGCGCGAGAGGAAUACCUCUGAUGGACUGUACAGGUUUCUUGACCAUCUCGGGGACCAUAUUGAGGAACUGAAGGCCGCUGAGGAGGAAUCAACCGAUCUAAUGACCGGAGUCGAAAACCUGGCAGAUCAGUAUUCUGACUGCUGUGCAGCAUGUAAAGAGCCAAUUGAUGAUGCAUGCGUGAUUUUGGGCGACAGGAGAUGGCACAUCAAACCACCACACCUUGUUUGUGGGGUGUGUCAGAAGGAUCUCACAGUCGAUCUCCCUGAUGGCCUGUGGAGUGAGAAGGAUGACCGUCCAUUCUGUCGCAACUGCGCCAUUCAAAAGGGCCGUGUCCCAGCUGCACAGGGAGGCUUCGCAUAUGUCAGCAAACUCCAACAGUAUGUGUUUCUCCUCAAGGUCGCUCUGGCAAGGUUGCUUUCGGUUCUACGAUCCAGUGGGACCCUCUCUCAAACGUCAGAUGAUCCCAACGUCAACGAGCACGAAGCGAACGAAGGGAAUCGGGUCUCGACCACCGGUGAAUUGGUGUCGUCGUCCCCUCAGAAGACCAACACACGUUCGAGAGCGUACACUAGCUCGCAUGCUACCGAGGAGUCUUCUUCUCUGGAACAGACCGUUGGUGAAAUGCGGAGACUACGUUCGAUCCGAAAUGAACGGACUUUGUCAACCACCUACAAGAAAGCCCGUGCGUCGAGAAUCAUCGACGGCCCCGAGGGAAGUAGUGUGCGGCCUGGCUCGUCCGGUGGCGAUGCGGUUGACGCUCGAAACCAACGUUUCCAGAUAGUGGAAGAGAAGGACGCAAAUGGCGACACCGUGAAUUCAUUGACAUUCGGUAAUCAAGACGCGCUUACCUUGGACGAUAUCCCUAGGAUUGUGGCCGCCGAGCAAGCGAAAGAACAGCGUCCCAAUGCCUAUAGACAUGCCGGUACUAAUCUCGUUGGUUCCGGUCCUCCAGCAAAAUACAGUCCGGGGCAUCGCCGGGAGGUGUCAGGGCCCCCAGCGGAGCCGCCUCCGCCUGACAAUGCACCAACGAAGACUAAGAAGUAUUUCUCGGAACUGUCAGCGUUGGAGUAUUUCAUUGUUCGACACGUCGCCGUUCUUUCAAUGGAGCCACUUGUUGAGGGCCACUUCAGUCUCGAGGAACUUCUCUCUUUGAUUGAGUCCCGAAAACCUACCAUUUGGAACAUCUUCGGACGCGCAUUUAAUAAGGAAGGGAAGCGGCCAGGAAAGAAGAAGGGCGUCUUUGGAGUCAGCCUCGACUACCUGGUCGAGAAGGAGGGCGCAGAAUCUACGCAUGGCGUGGGACCUGGCGCACUUCGUGUCCCUGCCCUUAUUGACGAUGCCGUGUCGGCGAUGCGACAAAUGGACAUGUCCGUUGAGGGUGUCUUCCGGAAGAAUGGCAAUAUUCGGCGCCUAAAGGAUUUGGCUGAUAUGAUUGAUAAUAAGUACGACCAAGUCGACUUGAGCAAGGAGAGUCCCGUCCAGAUUGCUGCGUUACUGAAGAAGUUCCUUCGAGAGAUGCCUGAUCCCCUUUUGACCUUCAAACUGCACCGCCUUUUCGUGAUUUCUCAGAAAAUUCCCGAUCCAGAGAAACAGAAACGGCUGUUGCAUUUAACGUGUUGUCUCCUACCAAAGGCUCAUCGUGACACCAUGGAGGUCCUCUUCGCAUUCCUUAAUUGGACGUCGUCAUUUUCCCACGUCGACGAGGAGUCUGGAAGCAAGAUGGACAUCCACAAUCUUGCCACUGUCAUGACUCCGAACAUCCUUUACCCCAACACGAAGAACAGCAGUAUGGACGAAAGCUUCCUAGCCAUCGAGGCGGUUAGUUCACUAAUCACGUAUAAUGACACAAUGUGCGAGGUUCCUGAAGAUCUUCAGUCGAUCCUCAAUGAUGCCAGUUUCUUCAAAGACAACGCCGACAUUACCACGAAAGAGAUUCUUAAGCGGUAUGGUGACUUUGGCAAGGGAAACCUUGCGCAAAAGAUCUUGCAAAGCGGAGAGAUGUCCGGCAGCACUGGUUCUACUCGCAGUAACAAUGCUGCAGCGACCGCACGAAUUGAGACGGAUCCUUCCCAGGCUGCGGCUUGGCAGAUGCAGAGUUCGGUCCGUCAUGUUCAAGCCCCGGGGAGUUCUCAGCAGAGUACGGAACAUGCUCAGCAGCAAACCCAGCAGGGCGACUAUCGUGACCGAAGCGCCAGUGCUGCCAGCCAGCAAGCGAUGGGUCGGCCUUCUCAGUCUGAUGCGCAGCAGCAACUCCCAUACAGACCUCAUGCUGGCACAGGACCUAUGGGGGUCGCUGGCUGA